AUGUUAUUUCUGGUGGUUCUUCUGCUCUGCCAUCUGGCUGCAGCUUCACUGACAAUUACAAUCCCUGUCACAAAUCUUCUGCCUAACCCACAUGGCCUCCCCGCAUCCACCCAUGCCACUUUGACCACGCUCCCCUCCGCCGGCAACGAUCAUCUUUUAACCGCCUCCCUCUCUCACACCUCAACUUUGGUCUUCCAUGAUAUUCCCGCUCGGCAAGAGUCCUACCUGUUGGACAUCCGUUCUAGCGAAUUCAUCUUCGCCCCUUACCGCGUCGACGUGGCCGCCGAUGGCUCGGUCCUAGGAGUCUGGGAGACCUUCCGCGGAAACCCGUGGGAUAACCGUGGUGCGGAGAAAUAUACUGUUGAUGCGACUCGCAAGACACAAUCAGAUGUCACUGUCGAGGCCAAGCUUGUGGGUCGCAGGAACUUCUUUGAGGAACGCGCCAAGUUCUCACCGAUGAGUCUGGUCAAGAACCCCAUGAUCUUGUUGGCUAUUGUUGCCUUGGCUUUCACUCUUGGCAUGCCGAAGCUGAUGGAGAACAUGGAUCCGGAAAUGCGUGCUGAAUUUGAGGAGCACUCACGAUCUUCACCUUUGACCGGAGGUGCAAGCAAUGCCCUUGCUGGAGGUGGAUUUGAUUUGGCUGGCUGGAUGGCAGGUACCUCAUCUGGUCCCAUAGCCAAUGCCGAUACUGCUUCAGCUGGGACUACCGGUCGUGAAACGGGUGGCGCAACACGGCGACGUUGA
Molecule: messenger RNA, 744 nt
Organism: Penicillium verhagenii
Lineage: Eukaryota; Fungi; Ascomycota; Eurotiomycetes; Eurotiales; Aspergillaceae
Exons: 3
Coding region: 1-744 (247 amino acids)
Cellular component (GO): EMC complex
Source: RefSeq, a predicted model, not a curated record